Cryptomeria japonica (Japanese cedar) is the source of this 4960-nucleotide messenger RNA. RefSeq names its product E3 SUMO-protein ligase SIZ1. Lineage: Eukaryota; Viridiplantae; Streptophyta; Pinopsida; Cupressales; Cupressaceae. The coding region runs from base 634 to 3399 and encodes 921 amino acids. Gene Ontology annotation, molecular function: zinc ion binding; SUMO ligase activity. Gene Ontology annotation, biological process: protein sumoylation. The transcript has 19 exons. The record is from RefSeq and is a predicted model, not a curated record.
AACUACAGCUAAACGAUAACAUCAAAAUCUGGGCAAAAAGUGGAAGAAAAAAAAUUCACGGACCACACAGCACGCUAACCGCGGACUUGAAACCCCGUUCAAUUCCAAUUAAUGGAAAGCAUCUUUGUUGGCGUCUGUAUUCUUCGUUCGGGGCGAUGCUUGGAAAAAUUUGGUCAAUAAUAUUUUGUUUGGGAGAAGUAAGGGAGGAGAAGAGCAGAGUUUCUACGUCUCUCUGUGCGAAAAAAUGAACGAUCUGCUACUUUGAGGAGUUUCUGUGUUGGCAAUUGGCGUCUGGUUAAGCUUCACCCUUGGUUCAUCCAACCCUUAGGUGUCAGAAUCGCUGAAAAGCCUCCCGCCGGGGUGUUGCAUCGCUGCCCUUUGAUCGAAGUCCGCCGUUCCAGGGUUUGAUUGAGAGCCGUCCUGAUGACUCGUUAAAAUUUAGCGUUUAAAGCCUAAAUUCAGGAGGUCUAGGGUUCAAUUCUCAUCGAGGGGACUUGCCGUAGAAUUUUGCCUAGGGUUUUAAGGACUGCGGGCUACACUUAGCUUUAUAAUCGAGAUUAUGCAGAGCGGCUGGGGCGGCGGCGCAAGAUAGCAGGAGGCUGGAGUGAUUUUCGUUUCAAAACUGCCACGGCCAUGGACAACUUAGUCUCUCGUUGCCAGGAUAAAUUGACAUUCUUUCGUCUUAAAGAAUUAAAAGAUGUUCUGAGCCGGCUUGGUUUGGCUAAACAAGGGAAGAAGCAGGUUCUUCUGGACAGGAUAAUGGCCAUGCUUUCUGAUGAUAAAGGGUCCAAGCUACAUGGAUGGGGCAACAAACAUCUCAUUGGAAAAGAUGAGGUGGCGAAAAUAAUUGACGAUAUUUACAGAAAGAUGAAUGGCCACGAAGGUUCUGAGUUAGCUUCAAAAAAUCGAAAUGCCACAAGUAUUAAUGUUAUAGCACGUUCAGAGGAUAUUCAGGAAAUCAACCUACCAGAAGCGAAGACAUGCUGCCCCUGUGGAAGUUCACAGGAGAAUGGUCACAUGAUUCAGUGCGAUGAUCCCAAAUGUGGAGUUUGGCAGCAUCUAGGAUGUGUUAUCAUUCCAGAAAAUCCUGUUGAAGGUUUUCAACCAGAGCCACCUCCUCAAUUUUAUUGUGACAUCUGUCGUGUCAAUCGUGGAGAUCCGUUCUGGGUAACUUUGUCGCAACCUGUUAUGCCAACAAAGCUCGUCACUUCCCCAAUAACUGUUGAUGGGACAAACCCUUCACAGACUUUGGAUAAGACAUUUUUAUUGACAAGGGCAGAUAGAGAUCUAUUACAGAAGACGGGGUGUGAGCUGCAGGUAUGGUGCAUUCUCCUAAAUGAUAAAGUACCUUUUAGGAUGCAUUGGCCACAAAAUGCUGAUCUUCGAGUAAAUGGAAUAUCAAUUAAGGUUACAAACAGACCGAGUGCUCAACUACUGGGAGCCAAUGGUCGCGAUGAUGGUCCUGGGAUUACAGCAUGCAUCAGAGAAGGAACAAAUAGAAUAGCAUUGCAAGCAUAUGACCCUCGGUCUUUUGCUCUAGGUGUAAGAAUUAUGCGUCAUCAGACAAUUCCACAGGUGAUGAGCAAGAUCCCAAGUGAGUUAGAAGGGGAGCCUUUUAAAGAGGCCCUAGCUCGUGUUUGUCGAUGUGUUGGUGGCGGUGCAUCUUUUGGGAAGGCUGAUGACAGUGACAGUGAUUUGGAAGUUGUAGCUGAGUCAGUUACAGUCAAUCUACGAUGCCCUAUGACUGGAUCUCGUAUGAAAGUUGCUGGGAGAUUCAAACCUUGUGUUCAUAUGGGUUGUUUUGAUCUAAAAGCAUUUGUAGAGCUCAACCAACGUGCAAGAAAGUGGCAGUGUCCUAUAUGCUUGAAGAAUUAUUCACUCGAGAACAUUAUUAUUGACCCGUAUUUCAAUAAAAUUACUGCUUUUAUGGAAGGCUACUCUGAGGAUGUAACCGAAGUUGAGGUGAAGCCAGAAGGUUCUUGGCGUCCAAAGCUAGAAGGCAAGAUUGCACUUGCUGAAAGAUGGCAUCUGCCGGAUGGAACUAUUGCUCCAAUAAAUGGAGAAUUUUCUCCUCGAAAGGAGCUUCCUGUCAAAGUUAAGAUAGAGAAAGAGGGUACAUCAGGUCACAUGUCAUUAAAGAUUGGAAUCAAAAGGAAUCAUGAUGGCUGUUGGCAAGUGAGUGGAGCUAAAGACAUGUUGUCGUCUGGUGUGAAUGGCUCUGGUAAGCGUGGAAAACUGAAUCAAAAAGUUGUGCCAGCAAGUAGUAGUGCAACAUCUACAAACAGAGAUGAUGAAGAUCCUAGUGUCAACCAAGAAGGAAGUGAGAACCCUGAUUUCUCAGUAACCAAUGAUGCUGGCUUUGAAUCUCCAUUUCUUGAUUUUAAUAAUUUGGACACAGGUGUCAGGCAUGGUAGUUCUGAACUUCCAAAGGAACCAGAAGUAAUUGUUGUAAGCGAUUCGGAGGAAGACAAUGUUGAUACAAUAAACAUUAGUUCAUCGGCCAGGCAAGCUUUUGGUGUCUCUGAUGCUUUUGCUCAAGGGAUAUCAGUACCAUUAAAUUCUUCUGAAGUAUUACAUGAUAUGGUGAACACUGAUUGUGAUGGUGUUCCCUUUAUACCUACCAAUUCGACUCCAGUUCUGGGGUCCUUCUCGGAACCAAUCCCACCACAGAGUAGCAUUAACUCUUCGCUUGGUUUUUUCGGUGCUACUGGUGCUGAAUUCAGCGAGUUUCCAAUGCCUAAGUGGUUAUCAAGACCUCAGAACUCAACAUUUCGUUUGUUUGGUGCUGAUGCUGAUGUUUCAGAUGGUACUGCAAAUGCUCAUUGUACAUCUGUAGUACGACCUACACCUGUCAGCAGUUAUGGAUUUGAUUUGGGGGCAAGAGAGCAGCAGGAAAACACAUUAGUGGAAUCAAUGAUGCCUGACUACAACCAGUUACAGGAUUGUCCAUUCUCUUCUUUGAAUACAGAAGGAAAUGGCGAUUUAGAUAAUUCUCUGAGAGGUGAAACUGAAGACGCUCCAUUGCAGUACUUUCUUCCACCUCAGCCAGCUCGAGCAACUAUUCAGACUGAUUAUAGAGACCGUGUAAUCACAUCUGAUGAUGUACAGACUGAUUGGAUUUCACUUAGUUUAGGUGGUGGCACCAAUAUAGAUAAAACAAAUUACAAGGAAUCUACUUCAGCAGCAUGCAGUAGACAGCAGUCCACACCUGAGGGGGAUGGACUCGAAUCAUUAGCUACAGCUUCUGUACUCUUAAAUAUGAGCGAUAGUAGAGCUGAAGUAGCAUCAGAUGAUAAUCAGGAUUCUGAAAGUCCAUUCUCAUAUCACCAACGCCCUCGUUCAGCUAGGCCUCGACAGAGGCAUCGCAUUUAUUUUUCUGUUAAUUCAGAUUCUGAUUAGCUAGUAGUGUUCAGCAUCAGCUCUGUUGCCAGUUGUGCGUGCAGGCUGGAAAUUUUCUGCUCCUGGAGAACUUUGGCAGCCAUAGUAGCCAGAUUAAUAUUCGGGAUGGACUCGGCUUGGCCGAAGAGUUUCUAACAUAAUUCUUUGGACUGACUUUGCGGCUUCAACAUGCAGUUAAUUGUAAAAUAGUUUUGAAAAUGCACCAGGUUGUUCCAAAUUGUAUACGCUACAACUCAGACAAUGGUGCUGUGUAGUUUAUAUUGUUCAUUACCAUUGUAGAUUAAACAAAUGUAAAAUUUAUCCCAAUUGUUUGGUUCACUUGGGAGUCUGUGAUUGAUAUUUUUUCUUUUCUACAGUUAAUCUUAAUGUCUUGGGUUGUAAGAGAGCAAAUUUCCAGCUUAAAAUACUUGUACUGUUUUACCAAUGAAUGCCCACCACUCGGGGAUUCUUUUUAAGCCUGUAACAACUUGAAGGCAGGGUUUGCAAUGAUCAAAAGUUAGAAGGUAAGGAAGGAGCUGCUAAGAAAAUUAUACAGCAUGAGCUAUCUUGAUGAUAAUGAAUAGGAUGGUCAUGGGCCAGUUUGUGGCCACAAAUUUUCACUACUGAGGAAGUUUCUGAGUGUAAUUGGAUCUUGGAAGCCAAGAUGUUCUUGUUAUACAUGCAGGAAAAUUCCAGAUUUUGACUCAGUUACGGAAUUUUACAAACAUUGCUUUACAUGCAAGGAUCAUUUUUGGUUGUCUUGAACUGAAAAUUCUGAAUCAAUAUCUCUGCUCUUUUCUCUGUAGAAACAUAAAUGUAAGAUGCUCAAGAGAGGCAAGUAACAUCACUUUGCCAUGUGGAUUCUCUACGGUGAGGAUAAGCCUUAGCAAUCACAAUUGUAGGGUCAAGAUAAAUAGCUGCAAGUGGGAGCAAAUUUGAGCGCUGCAAGAUGAAGGGAGCUUAUCAGUUUUUAACAUGCCUUUUAGCCAAAAGUUCUACAAUGGGCUUUCUUCCUGGUGGUAUUUUUUUCACGAGGCUUGUGGGUGUAUCGAAGUUUCCGGUGGUUUUGUAUGUAAUUUUAUCUUUGUAAAGAUGAAAUAUAUAGAAUGUAAUGAUCGAGUCAGCAUGAUUGCACUUAGCAGCAUUUCAAUUGUACAUUGAAUGAAGCUUACAAUGAUCUUGUCAGCCUGUGUCUUAGUAUUCUUAGAAACGCUGACAUUAUUUUUGGCAGUGUCAGGACUGGUAUAAAGAAUCUGCAGAGAGCAGUGAUGACGUACAGGUGGCUUAUAUUUGAUUAAUCAAUUUAUAGUUAUGCAGCACAUUCUGACAUGCAUUUCAUAACAAUGCUUGGAGUUUAUACAUUCUUGGAAUUGGUUUAAGAUGAGGAUGUAAAAAGGUGCCCUUUAUCAUUGACAUUUCUCUCGACUUUGUUUUUAUGCUACAAAAUGCACCUACAGACAGAAGGAAGUCAAUGAGCUCCUCAAGCAGAGUAAGAAAUGUGAAAACAAACAUCCUUGUAGGCAAGUUUUUGGGCUUUAUAUUUGAAUAAGAUCAAACAUUAUUGUUUGGUGUUUUGAAGGGA